Messenger RNA from Nerophis ophidion (straightnose pipefish), 800 nucleotides. RefSeq names its product prostaglandin D2 synthase a (gene ptgdsa). The coding region runs from base 78 to 641 and encodes 187 amino acids. Lineage: Eukaryota; Metazoa; Chordata; Actinopteri; Syngnathiformes; Syngnathidae. The transcript has 7 exons. The record is from RefSeq and is a predicted model, not a curated record. Gene Ontology annotation, molecular function: small molecule binding.
UGCUGGGACUAAACUGCAGCGGGACACUGGCAACAAGGUCGUCCAGAAGGUCACUCCUGUCUUCCUUGGCCGGCGUGAUGAGGAGCGCCGUGCUGCCCGUUGUCAUGGCGAUGCUGGCCACGGCCACAGCCACGCCGCACGCCGACGUCAGGCCUCAGCGGGACUUCAGCCUGCAGAGGUUUGCAGGGAGAUGGUACCGCGUGGGCCUGGCCUACGACUCCCCCACCUUCGUCCCUCACAGAGACAAAGUCAGGGCCUCUGUGGGCGUGGUCAGCGUGCAAACCAACGGCAACGUCAACCUCACCAUGUGGGACGCCACGCCCACAGGCUGCGGCAGUAGGACGUACUACUACGAGAAGACCAACGUUCCAGGAUACUUGACCUACUUCAGCACACGACACAACAUGGUGAAGGACAUCACCGUUGUGGAGACCAACUACAGCGAAUACGCUCUGGUGCUCAAACACAAAGUUUUCAACAGAGAGUACACACAGGUGGCGCUCUAUGGUCGUUCUCAGAGGCUGAGAAGUGAUCUCAUCCAAAAGUUUAAAGCCUUUGCUUUGUCGCGAGGAUUUCCCCGAGAGGCCAUUCUCACGCCACCUCCAGCAGAGAACUGCCCUCCGUCACCAUCUGGCCGUUAGGUCCCUCCCCUUUUAUAUUCCACCAUUGAUUUACACGCCAAUAAGAGCUGGUCAAUAUGUCACUUCUCUGCCUGAUAAACUAUAAUCAAUAUGUCACUUCUCUGCCUGAUAAACUGUAAUCAAUAUGUCACUUCUCUGCCUAAUAAACUAUCAUCAAUA